AUGUCAAUCCUCGGGAUAGAAGAUUUAAAGGAUAUCAAAAUAUUAAGGCAAAUCUUUGCCGAAUUUCUCGGUACGUUUUUAUACUUAUCUAUAUCACUGUUAGCUGGGACCUCUCUCGGGGCGGGGGCCGUCGCUACCGCGCUUGCUAAUGGACUAUUAGUAGCAUCAGUUAUUCAAAUAAUUGGACAAGUCUCUGGAGGGCACAUUAACCCAGCUGUUACGAUUGGUGUUUUAACAUGUGGAUGCAUGAAGAUUAUGAAGGCAAUUCUCUAUAUAACAGCACAAAUUCUUGGAAGUAUUCUUGGAUCUCUUGUAGCUUAUGCUAUAGUUGACAGUUCUUCAAGAAACGCCCUCGGUGCAACCAUACCUUAUAGCGAGUUGAGAGCUUAUCAGAUUCUGAUUUUGGAAUUUAUUACGACUUUUAUUUUGGUUGCUGUUGUUUUAAGUGUUGUAGAUCGAAAAGGUCUUAGAAACAUAGCACCCAUAGCUAUUGGAUUGAGUAUAACUGGUUGUCAAUGUUCUGCGGUAUUGUAUAGUGGGUCUUUAAAUCCAGUUAGAUCUCUGGGACCAGCAGUGGCAGUAAACAUCUGGACUCAUCAUUGGGUUUACUGGGUCGGACCUCUUCUUGGGGGUUUCCUUGCAGGUUUAACGCAUAAAUAUAUAUUCAAUACUAAUGCAUCUACCGUCAAUAUUAUUGAAAAUGAA
This is a messenger RNA of Brenthis ino (lesser marbled fritillary), 705 nucleotides long. NCBI's taxonomy places the organism in Eukaryota, Metazoa, Arthropoda, Insecta, Lepidoptera, Nymphalidae. The record is from the annotation of a GenBank genome assembly.